AUGGAAGGAUGGAGGGGGAGCAAGGAAAGAAACGAGAAAGGAUGGAAGAAGAAAGAAAGGGAUGGAAGAAAGAAAAGGACAAAAGGAGUGGUGAAAGGAAGACAGAGACGGACAGAAAGAGAGAAAGACAGAAAGGGAAGUUGCGAGAGAGGGACAGAGGAAGGAAGAAAAGAAAGAAGGAAAACAGAAAUAAAGAGAAGGAUAAAAGGGGAGAGCGUUAGGAAGGAAGAAAAGAAGAAAGACAGAAAGGUAGGUAGGAGCGAGGGAUGGAGGAAGUUGGGAAGGAAGGAGGAAAGAAAGAAGGACGAAAGGAGAGGGAGGAAGGAAGGGAGAAAGCAGCACCAAGAAAGAACGAACGAGAGCAAAAGAAAUGGAUGGGGAGGCGUGAAGGAGGAAGGAAAUAAGGAAUGGAAGGAUGGACGGGGAGCAAAGAAAGAAACAAGAAAGAAUGUAAAGAAAACCAAAAGAAAGGGAUGGAAGAAAGAAAAGGACAACAGAGGGUGGAGGAAGGAAGACAGAGAGACGGACAGAAUGAGAAAAAGACAGAAAGGGAAGUUAGGAACGAGGGACAGAGGAAGAAAGGAAAGAAGGAAGGAAGACUGA
This is a messenger RNA of Nerophis lumbriciformis (worm pipefish), 603 nucleotides long. NCBI's taxonomy places the organism in Eukaryota, Metazoa, Chordata, Actinopteri, Syngnathiformes, Syngnathidae. The record is from RefSeq and is a predicted model, not a curated record.